Erinaceus europaeus (western European hedgehog) is the source of this 874-nucleotide messenger RNA. Its product is annotated as T-cell surface glycoprotein CD3 gamma chain. Gene Ontology annotation, cellular component: external side of plasma membrane; alpha-beta T cell receptor complex; membrane. Lineage: Eukaryota; Metazoa; Chordata; Mammalia; Eulipotyphla; Erinaceidae. Gene Ontology annotation, molecular function: transmembrane signaling receptor activity. The record is from RefSeq and is a predicted model, not a curated record. Gene Ontology annotation, biological process: positive thymic T cell selection; cell surface receptor signaling pathway. Bases 143 to 682 code for a protein of 179 amino acids. The transcript is spliced from 6 exons.
CUGAAGCACAGUCUGGAGGCUCUGCAAUAUUGGUUUCUCACAGGGGCCCCAGCUCAAAGGAUGCAGGGGCGGAGCCAGGCUAGCUACUGCUCAAGCUGCUAAGGGCUACUCAGGCUUCUGCUUGUAAAAGACAGAAAUUGACAUGGAGCAGGGGAAGGGCCUGGCUGGCUUCAUCCUGGCUAUCAUUCUUCUUCAAGAAAAAUUAGAAAUGAAAACUCAAGAUGAUGAUACAGUACUUCUGAUUUGUGGCAUUAAAGAUGAAAAUGUGACAUGGUUUAAAAAUAAUCAGGAAAUAAUGCCUCGAAAUGCAAACAAACAAAAAUGGAAUCUGGGAAGUAGUGCCAAAGACCCUCGAGGGAUAUAUAAGUGUAAAGGAGAAAAGGACUCUGGAAAAAUCCAGCUGUAUUACAGAACGUGUCAGAACUGCAUUGAGCUGAAUGCAGCCACUGUAUCUGGCUUUGUCUUUGCUGAAAUCAUUAGCAUUUUCUUCCUUUCUGUUGGGGUCUACUUCAUCGCUGGACAGAAUGGAGUUCGCCAGUCAAGAGGUAAUAGAAUGUCUUUACUUACACGAGCUUCAGACAAGCAGAUUCUGUUGUCCAAUGACCAGCUCUACCAGCCCCUCAAGGAUCGAGAAGAUGACCAAUAUAGCCACCUUCAAGGAAACAAAACCAGGAGGAAAUGAGUUUCAGACUAAGACCAGAUGUUCUUCCUCCUAUCCAUUUCUCAGAAGCAAAGCAAUUAAUUUUGAAACACUUGUAGCAGAGAGACUUUCAGCUGUAAACUGAGAGAUGUUACCGGAAAUGACCAAAGAAGAAAGCCCAUCAGAGCUGAUUUGAGGUGUUCAUAAAAUAAAAUAAAAGUAAAGUAAAAACCU